Messenger RNA from Octodon degus (degu), 848 nucleotides. It is a transcript of the gene Lyzl6, whose product is annotated as lysozyme like 6. Gene Ontology annotation, molecular function: lysozyme activity. The coding region runs from base 207 to 653 and encodes 148 amino acids. The transcript has 6 exons. NCBI's taxonomy places the organism in Eukaryota, Metazoa, Chordata, Mammalia, Rodentia, Octodontidae. Gene Ontology annotation, cellular component: sperm flagellum; acrosomal vesicle. The record is from RefSeq and is a predicted model, not a curated record. Gene Ontology annotation, biological process: fusion of sperm to egg plasma membrane involved in single fertilization.
GUUCCAUUGAUGAUGAGAUGAACUUCCUACCUUCCUGGCUUAUGAAACCAGAAGCUGUCAAUCUGGAGUACAUAUCCCCUCCGAAAGUCCUGUGCUGACUGUGAUCUGGGGCCAAAGAGGGAUGGGAGAAAGGCUCUCCAGGAAGCCCAGCAGAAGUCUGUGACACCAGAGCGGUAAGCCCUGCUGGGGCCCCCUCCCCUCAGAGGAUGACCAGCGUGUUGCUUAUUUCCUUGGCCAGCUGCCUCCUCAUGGCCAAUCGGGCCUUCAUCAUCAGACGCUGUGACUUGGCCAAGGUUCUGCAUGAGGAGCAGUUGGAUGGCUUUGAGGGUUACUCCCUGAGUGACUGGUUGUGCCUGGCUUUUGUGGAAAGCAACUUUAACAUAUCAAAGGUAAAUGAAAAUGCAGAUGGCAGCUUUGACUACGGAAUCUUCCAGAUCAACAGUCACUAUUGGUGCAACGACUACCAGAGUCACUCGGAAAACUAUUGCCACGUGGACUGUCAAGAUGUGCUGAACCCCAACCUUCUCUCAUCCAUCAACUGCGCUAAGAUGAUUAUGUCUGGAUCAGGGGGCAUGAAGAACUGGGUGAGAUGGAAGUUGCACUGUGCAGACAGACCACUCUCCUACUGGAUGACAGGCUGCCACCUGGGGUGAAGUAGGUGGCAGGGCCAGUGGGACUCAUUCCAGGACCUGUGUCCUCAUUUGGGGAUUCUUUACUUCCUCCUGUGUUACCUGUCCCUUCUUCUCAUUCCCACACAGAACUGACUGGAGUCCCAGAGAUAAGUGCCUUUUUAGGCUUUCUCAUUCUCAUCCAGGCCCUAUGCUCUUGUUCCUGUCAUUUACAACCAA